Molecule: messenger RNA, 2952 nt
Organism: Galdieria sulphuraria
Lineage: Eukaryota; Rhodophyta; Bangiophyceae; Galdieriales; Galdieriaceae
Product: acylaminoacyl-peptidase-related protein
Exons: 9
Coding region: 53-2917 (954 amino acids)
Biological process (GO): proteolysis
Molecular function (GO): zinc ion binding; serine-type endopeptidase activity; nucleic acid binding
Source: RefSeq, a predicted model, not a curated record
GGCGGGAAACCGGAAUUUUCAUCACAGUAACGGAUCUUGAGGCAUUAGUAGAAUGGAUUUACAUUCACUUGUACUAGGAGAUCUGAAUAACUACGACAGUGAACUAAAUCUUGAUGAUGAAGAUGUCGAGUCGGUGGAUAAUUCACAAACGAAUAGAUGGAUUUUAGAGAAACACAAUAUGUGGACCAAAAUUACUUUGAACUCGUUCUAUGAAGAGUGUGCGGCAGGAACCGUAACAAGUGCACAGCUGACAAAGUGGGUCUACGAUCGGUACAGGCUAGCGCAGUCGCAAGUCAUUCUUUGUGAUAUGUUUGAGUCCAUCUUUGGAAAUCUUGCCAGUGGCUUUUGUGUUGUAGUUAAAGAAGACCUUGAUUGGUUUAAAAACAAGUGGCAUCAUUUGUUGCAGUUGUCUAAGGGUCAACCGCAAGAAUAUCAGCCAACAUAUGGUGCACAGGAGCUUAUUGACUAUAGUCAUAGAGCAUUGGAGAAAGACUCGAAGCCUUGUACUUGUUUACUACUUUGUUGGUUGGUCAAUUUUGCCUUUUAUCAGGGAUGGAGAAUGACUCAACGUCAUUACCAAAGCAAUCAGAGCGAGAUUCUUGAAAUAGCUCGAUGGUCUUGUAGAGAGGAACUUAUGGUUGCUAUUAUUGAUAUUCAGAAGCUACUAGAUGAAGUCCUAGCACAAUCUGGAAAUGAGUCUCUAAUUGCCGAGCUGGCUCUCUAUUUCGACGGUACUUUGGCUCGACUAGAUGAUAUGUUUGAGGAAAUAUAUUUGGCCAAGAGAUUGCCCGGAAUGAAGGAAUACUGUUCAAAAUGUGGAAGACAAGGACACACUCAAGAACGGUGCUUCAAUUUCUCCCUUUCAUUUCUUUUCUUUGUUUGUUUACUCAUUUCUAAGUCUGCUAUUUCAGUCGAAGAUAUGCGCAAAGAGGUCGGUAAUCUUGUUUUGGACAGUGUCCCGGAACCUUCGGAUUCUUUGCUUCAAGUCAUCUCUCAGUUUCAAACUUCAAGAUCGUCACUAGUGUGUGACAUUGUCAGUGGAGGUGACAGGUCUGGGAGUAUUUUGUUUUCCACGAGAUUUGGCGAAACUUCGAAUAUACAUUGCAUCGCAGGUCCUGGUGCCUGUCGUGAACAACAAACCUUUUUCAGUGAACCCGUAUAUGAUGCCUUGUGGCAACCAGGUGGAAGAGGCUUUGCAUAUCUUAAAGAUACAGGAGGUUCUGAAAAAUUUUCUGUUUUUUAUAUGGAUAUGGAAAGUGGCCUUCAUUAUCCGGUGAGUAGGACACAGAAGGGUCGUUGUGGUGCCAUUCUAUGGAAUGAAGAUGGUUCUUCUCUGUGUUAUUACAGUACGGAGCGUAAUGGCAAAGACUGGGAUAUAUAUAUUGUAGAUUUCAGUACUCAUCAUGAGAGACAACUUCAAACUAGCGUUCCUCGCAUUGUUUUUGAGGGACAAGGAAGCUGGUCACCCAUGGAUUUUUAUCAAAGUCGCCUUCUGCUCAGAAAUUUUAUAUCUUCCGAAGAGUCUUAUUUGUAUUUAAUGGACUUGAACAAUCCUUCAAUGUGGGUAUCUAUUUUACCAAGUGUUGAAUCGGAAGGGGGUACUACUGCAAAAUCUGCAAUUUCAUUUGCCAAAUUCUUGAAAGUUAGUGAGAAAGUAGAGAACUGCCCUAUUGCUCUUGUAUCAGAUGCUGGCGAAGAUUUUCAUACUCUGAGAAUCCAUGAUCCGUUUGGAAAACCAUUGACCCAAGUAGAAACUAAUGUAUCGGGUGAUAUUGAAGAAUUGGCAGUGGCAAACUAUUGGACUCCCAAUUGUUCAGUGUUUGCUUUUGCUGUGAAUAAUCGAGGAAGUUUUGAGCUGUUUCUUGGUAGUUUGCGAAAGGAUAAUGAACGUGUAGUUCCCAAGGUGGAGCUGCAUCAAAUCUUUUUACAGAGUGAAACAGUUUUAAAAAAUACAGCAAGUGUACUGCAUGAUGAUAGUCUUAAGACUUCAACUCUAGCAAAUUUCUCACUUCGUGAAGUGAAUGUCUCAGUUAUACGAAGAUUGCGCCUCAAUGCUAGUUUAGGUCUCUUAGCCUUUUCUAGAUACUCACCCAUCUCCCCUGGUGAUAUUUAUACUGUUCAUAUAGAUACAAAGAUUGUUCGAAGAUGGACAUUCGGAGAAGUAGGAGGUUUGGACAGGAAUAGAUUUAUUAAUCCUUAUUUGGUAGAGUUUGAUAGCUUUGACGGUUUAAAGAUUCCUUGUUGGUUGUAUUUGCCAAAGUCGGAUUCCAAAAGGUUUCCAGUACUCAUUCAUAUCCAUGGAGGGCCAGAGCAGCAGUCCCUUCCCGUCUUCACUCCUUUGUUUCAGUAUUUGUUGUUAGAGAAGGGAUUAGCAAUUUUGGAUCCAAAUGUGCGAGGUUCCAGUGGAUAUGGAAAGCGUUACAUGAGUCUAGAUGAUCAGUACCGAAGGAAGGAUCCUGUCAAGGAUAUUGGUUCGUUACUUGACUGGAUAGCUAAGCAGCCAUUUUUAGACAACGAGCGAAUUGCUGUAUUGGGAGGUUCUUAUGGAGGGUUUAUGGUUUUAUCAUCCAUAAUAGAGUACGGGAAUCGAAUUCGUGCAGCAAUUGAUAUGGUCGGUAUUAGCAACUUUGUUAGCUAUUUGGAGGGAACUUCGGCUUAUCGAAGAGAUAGUAGAAGAAAGGAAUAUGGUGAUGAAAGAGAUCCCGAAAUGCGCAAAUUUCUCUUAUCAAUAUCGCCAUUAACACAUUCUCAGCGUAUUUUUGUGCCUCUUUUUGUUGCUGCUGGGCAAAAUGAUCCGAGAGUACCUGCUAGUGAAUCUGAGCAAAUUGUACAAGCAGUGCGCAAGAAUGGUGUGGAAUGUUGGUAUAUGAUAGCAAAGGAUGAAGGACAUGGAUAUCAGAAAAAGUCCAAUCGGUAAGUCCAAAUAUUCGUAAAAGGGUAUCGUAUGUGCAA